GAGGAGGAGGAGGAGGAGGUCGGCUUCAGGAAGAGUAGAAGUUCUUCUUCUCUCCCGUCAACUGAGUUGGAUCCAGACCAGUCCGGCUCGUCCCCCUCAGACUCCCGGACCCACUGGUUCCAGACUCUUCAGGUCAGACGGACGCGAGUUCAGAGAGGACGAAGCAACAGCGACCCCCUGAGGGGGAACGGUCUGGGAUCAGGUCUGGGACCAGGUCUGGGAUCAGGUCUCAGACAUGGUCUGGAGUUUGGAGCUGCUCGUUCGUACCUGAGUCUGGAGAAACUGGGAGAAGGAGCGUUCGCUUCGGUCUACAAAGGAAUCAGCAGGAUUAACGGACAGCUCGUUGCUCUGAAGGUGAUUCAGAUGAAGACAGAGGAAGGUGUCCCAUUCACAGCCAUCAGAGAAGCGUCUCUAUUGAAGCGUCUGAAACACGCCAACAUCGUCGUCCUUCAUGACAUCGUCCACACCAGAGAAACUCUGACCCUGGUCUUUGAAUACAUGCAGACAGACCUGGCCCAGUACAUGACUCAGCAUCCUGGAGGUCUGCACUCCCACAACGUACGGAUCUUCAUGUUCCAGCUGUUGCGAGGUCUGUUCUACAUCCACAGCCGGAGGAUCCUCCACCGAGACCUGAAGCCUCAGAACCUCCUCAUCAGCUACCUGGGAGAACUCAAACUGGCCGACUUUGGUCUGGCUCGGUCCAAGUCGAUCCCCUGUCAGACGUUCUCCUCGGAGGUGGUGACGCUGUGGUACCGCCCCCCCGACGUCCUCCUGGGCUCCACAGAUUACUCCACCGCUCUGGACGUGUGGGGCGCUGGCUGCAUCUUCAUAGAGAUGCUGCAGGGGGCGCCGGCCUUCCCCGGAGUCACCGAUGAGACGGAGCAGCUGCAGAGGAUCUGGGCGGUCCUGGGUGUCCCCUCUGAGGACACCUGGCCUGGGCUCGGCCUGCUGCCCAAUCACAGACCAGACUGGUUUCCUCACUCGGAGCCAAAGCCACUCAGGACAGUUUGGAAAAGGUUGAACCAGCUUCCGUACAAGACCGAGGAUCUGGUCCAGAGGAUGCUAAUGGUGGUGCCGUCAGACCGGAUCUCAGCUCAGGAGGCCCUGCAGCACCCGUACUUCAGCACACUCCCUGCUCCCAUCAUGCACCUCAGGGACACCGUGUCCAUCUUCAAGGUUCCUGGCGUUCGUCUGGAGACGGAGAUCAGAGACAUUUUUCACCCUGGACGACGGAUCAAACCGUCGCUGCUCAACGCUAAGACAUAAUUCAAAUCAAUUCAAUUCAGUUUUAUUUAUGAAGCGCAUUUCAUGCACAAGGCAGAUUCAACGUGCUUUACAAGACGUAAACAUAGUUGCAACACAAACAGUUACAUAAAAAUCACUUUGGAAUCAAUUGAAAUGUACAAGUGCAAGUAAACGAUCACAUGUUUGUCAUUUUCACCACAUACACACUUAAACUCAUACAUGCUCAACAACUCACACACACACACAGCUCAGCAGAACGCUGUUGAAAAAGGAUUUUUAGAGUUUUUAAUCUGUUUUUAAAGAUGGCUCCUGAUGUGAAUGUGUAACUGUGUGAGGCAAAGUGUUCCAUGUUUGUGGGGCAUUUACACUAAAAGCUGCCUCCACUUCUCUGGAUCUGGUGCGAGGGACGAGUAAAUCAGCCUGUUGACCGAAGUGUUGUUGCUGGGGUGUAAGUGAUGAGCAUAUCUGUGAUGUACUGAGCUGCUUUAUAAACCAGGAGCAGUAUUUUGAAACUGAUUCUUGUUUUAAGGGUGUUAAGAUUUAAGGGUGUGAUGUGUUGAUAUUUUUUGGUACCAGUCAGAAUAUGUGCAGCUGCAUUUUGAAUUAGUUGUAACCUCUGAAUACUUGAGUUUGGGAAUCCAGUGAAUAAACCUUUACAGUAAUCUAAUCUA
Messenger RNA from Mugil cephalus (flathead mullet), 1916 nucleotides. It is a transcript of the gene cdk15, whose product is annotated as cyclin-dependent kinase 15. The transcript is spliced from 12 exons. The record is from RefSeq and is a predicted model, not a curated record. The annotation marks the transcript as partial. Gene Ontology annotation, biological process: protein phosphorylation. Gene Ontology annotation, cellular component: cytoplasm; nucleus; cytosol. Gene Ontology annotation, molecular function: cyclin binding; cyclin-dependent protein serine/threonine kinase activity; ATP binding. Lineage: Eukaryota; Metazoa; Chordata; Actinopteri; Mugiliformes; Mugilidae.